Molecule: messenger RNA, 3456 nt
Organism: Necator americanus (New World hookworm)
Lineage: Eukaryota; Metazoa; Nematoda; Chromadorea; Rhabditida; Ancylostomatidae
Exons: 22
Coding region: 1-3456 (1151 amino acids)
Biological process (GO): modulation of chemical synaptic transmission; synaptic transmission, glutamatergic; monoatomic ion transport
Cellular component (GO): postsynaptic density membrane; plasma membrane
Molecular function (GO): transmitter-gated monoatomic ion channel activity involved in regulation of postsynaptic membrane potential; glutamate receptor activity
Source: RefSeq, a predicted model, not a curated record
AUGCUUGUACUGUACCGUCACGUACCGGCCACCAAAGUACUUCCAUUUCGACUUCUAUUCGAAGAACUGAGUGGAGUUUUGUACAUAAUCCGCAUACAGGACUCGGAGGAGACAUGCAAGAAGGAUCUGAGAAGUCUUCACAAUUCUUUCUGGAAGCUUUGCAUGCCCGACAAAUCUGAGAGCAACAAAUCCAAGGAAAGGAUCCAGUCUAAGGGAGCUCUUGCUGAAGUACGGAACACAUCAGCAAGUAAAGCAGUAACGGUAGAAGUCGAACAUGAAACAGAAAGCUUCGCGGUAGCUGAGGACGAGUGCACUUCCAACAGCGAUCAACACGAUCAUAAUGGUUUUGUACCACUGGAUAUAAAAAUUGAAAAUAUGAGUAAUGUCGGGCCACUGGAAAUCCAAAAGAUCCCAGUUAUCUCGCAGGAUGUUCAUUGGGAUCCGCACUUCGUCAACAAUUCAUUCGAGUUUGAACGGUUGAUGGUAGGAAACGAAGUUGGUAUUUUCCCCGAGAAGAAAGGGCUGCUGCUGUACAAAAACUGUGUAAUAAUCAGCAGAAAUAUUCCAAAUGGUCAAUCGGUAAAACUCCCGGUCUGCGCCGAAUCGAGAGAUAAGACCACAACCGUGUCAUGGCUUAUGUUCGAAUAUUCGUCGAUGCUGAGUAUGGGUGUCAGCUACACAAAUGAGAUUUGGGCACUGGAGAAGAGCAACAGGAGCGAGCGUAGCGACGUAGCCUGUUUGCCAGGAGUUGAAGGAAGGAGGAAUGACAGUGAUCAGCAUCGAUGGAGGACGAGGCAGCGAGGCGAUACGAGGCCUAGCGGAUACUCUGGAGAUGCCACUAAUAUCGCUCACGUCGCCACAAUAUCCUCAGGAUCCUCCAAACUUGUAAAAUCUGCACAACGGUUAUCAGCAAAAGGAAAUACAGCAAGUUGCUUCUUUGCUAAUGAUUACAGCUUCGAAGUGUCAGUACGCCCUUCCUCCGCAGAAAUUCUCGCUGACUUCAUCAUUCACAAGCAAUGGAGAGAGUUGACACUGCUAACGGAUGGAGAAGACUCUGGUGUCUCUCUUCCUUGGCUCUGGCACCAUUUGCAUAAAAAAUCCAACCGAUCCAUAAAUGCGCAACUACUCGAGUUGCCGAGGGAUCCUGCAAAGUUCCGCGAGUUUUUAAGGCAGUUUAACCUUGGACACUCCAACUGCACGAACAGGAUCCUCAUCGACACCACUUCGUCAUUUCGACAGGAGAAGUUCCUCGCAGCUAUUAGGACCGCCCAAUUCACCCAGGCAAACUACCACUAUGUCAUUGCCAACUUUGAUUUCUUACCCUACGAUGUGGAAAUGUUCCAAAAUGGAAAUAUCAACGUUAGCGGCUUCCAACUGAUCCACAAGGAAAGCCGAGCCUAUUGGAACCUCAAAAAGCGCCUUAAAAAGUUGGACGAUACCUUCGUCAACACGUACAGCGACGUCGAUAGCCAAACAGCGCUCUCUCAUGACGCCAUGCUGGUUGCGUGGACGGGAUUCGCGAAGUGUCUUGCCGCCAAUGACUCGUUGUUCCAUGGCACUUUCCGACACGGGCGAUUCUUCAACCGAGGUUAUCCAGGUAUCUACUGCGACCCACUGGCAGAUCGUGUGCAUCCUGCAAGACCAUUCGCGUCGUUCGAACAUGGAAGGACAGUAGCAAAAGCUUUGCGCGGACUAAGGAUCGAUACAAAAGACGGGACUCUCACGGGCAAUAUUGAAUUUGACCGUUUCGGGCAACGAAGAAAUUAUGAUGUGGCUGUAAUCGACCUAGUGUCGAACACAAAAGCGACUUUCAAUAGCAAAGAGGUACUUGCGUGGAGACAAGGAACUGGUUUCAUUGCUGAUAAAACUAUAGCACAACACACUCGCAAAGUCAUGGAUAAUCGAAGCAAGAACGUUGUACGAGUUGUUACUGUUUGGGUAGCUCCGUUCGUAAUGACGAAGCGCGAAUGCAUGACACCAAACAAUCGCAGCGAAUGUGAGGGCAACAACAAAUAUGAGGGAUAUUGCAUAGACCUGCUGAAGCUGUUGGCCGAUCGCAUCGAAGGGUUUAACUUCGAGGUGUACCUCGGCGAAAAGACAGGAUCCAAACUGCCAGACGGAAGCUGGGACGGUAUGAUGGGGGAUCUGCUUAACGGGAAGGCAGACGUCGCUGUAGCUUCACUCACCAUCAAUCAAGAGCGUGAGCGUGUGGUCGACUUUUCUAAACCGUUCAUGACAACCGGCAUCUCAAUUAUGAUCAAGAAGCCGGAUAAGCAGGAGUUCUCCGUUUUUUCAUUUAUGCAGCCAUUAAGCACAGAAAUCUGGAUGUACAUCAUAUUUGCAUACAUUGGGGUAUCUGUCGUCAUAUUUUUGGUUUCCCGAUUUUCUCCGUACGAGUGGAGAGUCGAGGAGACCGCGCGCGGAGGGUUCACGAUUUCUAACGAUUUUUCUGUUUACAACUGCCUCUGGUUCACGCUGGCUGCCUUCAUGCAACAAGGGACUGAUAUUCUGCCAAGGUCCAUAUCUGGUCGAAUAGCUUCUUCUGCGUGGUGGUUUUUCACCAUGAUUAUUGUUUCUUCGUAUACUGCCAACCUGGCUGCGUUUCUUACAUUGGAAAAGAUGCAGGCGCCGAUUGAAAGCGUAGAAGACCUUGCGAAGCAGACGAAAAUCAAGUACGGAAUUCAAGGUGGAGGAUCCACUGCAUCUUUCUUUAAGUACUCAUCGGUGCAGAUUUACCAGCGAAUGUGGCGUUAUAUGGAGUCCCAAGUACCGUCGGUGUUUGUAGCAAGUUACGCAGAGGGCAUUGAGAGAGUUCGAAGCCAUAAAGGAAGAUAUGCAUUUCUUCUCGAAGCCACAGCGAAUGAAUACGAGAAUACGCGCAAACCUUGUGAUACGAUGAAAGUUGGAGCGAACCUAAACAGCAUUGGUUACGGCGUGGCCACCCCGUUCGGCUCAGACUGGAAGGAUCACAUCAACCUUGCGAUUCUUGCAUUGCAAGAAAGAGGAGAAUUAAAAAAACUUGAAAACAAAUGGUGGUACGACCGCGGCCAGUGCGAUCAAGGCAUAACUGUGGAUGGUUCCUCCGCUUCUCUCAAUUUGUCGAAGGUUGCCGGGAUUUUCUAUAUUCUGAUGGGAGGCAUGAUCGCUUCCAUGAUAGCUGCCCUUGGAGAGUUCCUCUAUAGAUCUAGGAUUGAGGCGAGGAAGGCAAACUCGAAUUCACUCGUUGGGAGCUUCGCGAAGAAUCUGAGGUCCGCCCUCUCUUCUCAGCUGCGGCUGUCAAUCCAAGGUGGAGCAGUCGCACCACCAGGAACUCAGUCGCACGAAGCGCUGAAGAGACAGCAGGCAGCAUCGUUUUUGCCCGCGUCCAACAACGAUGAGAAGAAUGAACGCAUACCGGAAAUAGUGGAUAGAGAGAGCAGACCGGCCUCCAUUUUUUCCUAUAAUACAGCUGUGUAA